AUGUCCACAACGGCAACCACUGCAAAGGCUCCCAUCAAAACGCUGACCGAAGAUGAGGAAUUAUACACUUCCGAAGACACUCCAACCUACAAAGCCAUCGGAAGAAUGUACAUCACCAAGAGCAAGGGUUCUUUGAAGGAAGAUAUUGGUAGAAAUAUUGAAUAUUGUGAAGCUGAGCUGAAAAAGCUCCAAGAAACAAGAACAUCCAUCUUGAAGAGAAUUGAAGCCGAAGAAGAAAACUUUAGGAAUAUUUUCCAAAAGAUUCAACAACAAAAAGCAGGACAACAGAAAUAG
Messenger RNA from Naegleria fowleri, 294 nucleotides. RefSeq lists its product as uncharacterized. Gene Ontology annotation, biological process: protein folding. The coding region runs from base 1 to 294 and encodes 97 amino acids. Gene Ontology annotation, cellular component: prefoldin complex; cytoplasm. The transcript has 2 exons. NCBI's taxonomy places the organism in Eukaryota, Heterolobosea, Eutetramitea, Acrasida, Naegleriidae. The record is from RefSeq and is a predicted model, not a curated record. Gene Ontology annotation, molecular function: protein folding chaperone.